CGGCCGCCGGCCCGAAUUGCCGCCCGAGAGGAGUUCAGCUGCUGCCGCCGUGAGCCGCGGGACCCGCGUUAUUGUAACCGCUCUAACGCACCGGACAGAUUUUUCUGUCUUUAUUUUAGGACCACCAGACGGUUUUUCUUUUUCCUUUUUCCCCCGUUUUUAUUAUCCUUCUGCCAUCCGUCUCCUUUCGAAUUUUUCUGUCCGCCUUCAUCCCUACCGGUUCCCCGAAACUCCCAGUUUGUAAUUAUCCGAUCGCGGUAUUUUUUUUUUUUUUUAAAGUGUCUAAAGUAAUAUAAUGUACAUUUUCGACUGUUGACAAAUUGCAACCAUAUUUUAAGUGUGACACACAUCGGUCGUCGGAGAUCGAAACCCGCGAGUCGUCGUCGUGAUAAUACGAAAAAAAAAAACAAACAAUACGCCAGUGAUUCGGAUACCAAACUCGGUGAGUACCCAAACCAAUAACCACUACACGUAUUAUACGUCUGUUUAUAUGUUAUUAGAUCAUUUUUUCUCCGUAACACUUUUUCGUAAUAAUAUACCUACGACCGUAUUGCGUAAAACUGUUUUAUAGUUUUAUUUAUAUUUACUGUACUACUGUACGUUUAUGAUAUUAGUCACGUAAUAUUUGUGUUUAUACGCGUAAUUCGUUUUUUUUUUUAUUUUUUUUUUUUUUUUUUUUUUACGUAAUCUCAAAAUUCGACGUGUUUUCCUGCGGCCGGGAACGGACGGGAAACGGUCAUCGUUUCGGUGUUUCGUAGAGACCGUUGUUCGGUAAAUGAAUAAUAACGGUGACGGUACGAACAAAAAAAAAAGUCGAGAAACGGUCGGGUUAGGCGGAAAAAAAAAAAAAAAAAAGAAAAAGAAAAAAAAGACCGUUUCGCUACGAUACGAUAUUAUGUUAUUAUAUCGAACGGUAGCGGCGGCGCGCGAACGGACGGCUAGUGCCGGGUGGCGAAAUAGGUCGCGACGGUAUAGGCGAACCGCGGGACCCGGCGCGACGGCGGGGAACCCUGCGGGCCGGAGGGACGCGGCACGCUCGCGGGCGGGCGGACGGCCGGCCGGUCGGGCGCGGCGGGGUGAACGCGGCGCGCGUGUACAGAAGGUCCGCACUGCGGCCGAGCCAACUAUUCGUCUUAACCUAAAAUAGUUAACGCGUACGCGUGCGAUAAUAAUAACAAUAAUAACAGUACUGAUGAUGAUGACAAUAAUAACAAUAAACAGUAACGAUGACAUUUCCAGACGGUCGAUUACGCGACGCGAGUUUUCGUCUCGAAAUCCACCGCGUUCCGUCCGAACGGCGUUUACCGCGCGGACACCGGCGACGGCGGUCCGCGGAAAUCCCGCGCCAACCGACUGCCGUCGUUAUUAUUUUAUAUUGUUUUUUUUUUGGGGUUUUUUUAUUCUUUAAUUUUCGCGUAGAUUUUCGCGCCGGCCGUACAGAGCGAAUUUCGAGCGCGCGCGUGCCGCCGGGCCGCGCGCGCCGUGAUUCGAUUUAACCCCCGUGGCCCGCCGCCGACGGCGCGCUGUUAAACGCAUUACCGCGGGGUCAGGGUCGUCCGGUCGCCGCGGCCGCUAUUCCGGUCGCGCUCGUCGCCGUCGCGUCGCGGCGCGACCGGUAGAGGCCGACCGCGCGAGACCCGCGGCGUCGUCUCCGUCGAACCCUGUCGCGUGAUCCGGUUCGCGCCGUUGCGAACACCGAUGCACCGACGACGCACGGGCGCGGUGUUCCUUUAUCGUAUGCGACGCCGCGACACCGAAACCCGGAAACGUACGCAUUUCUCCCUCCCCCCUCAAAAAAAAAAAACCGAAAAAACCGAAAAGAAAAACCCUCCCGCCCGCACGCUCGCCUCUCCGCGAACCGGGGCGCGAAACAAACGCGGGUUCGUUGCGCCACCGCGCGCAGAUACCAAAUAUAUGCUCGUCCAUAGCGGUGAUACCCGUACGGCCCGUCAAACUAACGGCGUGGCAGGCGGGUGGGGAGGAGAGGUGGGACGGAAAUCUACGUGGCCUUUUCGCCCCGGCAAAGUAUCCGCGCGGUCUUUUUUUUUCUUUUCUGAACCGCGUUGAAAGCGUUACAUAUGUUACUUUGGGCCGCGGCAUUUCCGCGGUACCGCCGGCGUCCAUUCGAUUACCGCCCCCCGACCGCCCGGGACUUACUCUCGUCUCGCGCGCUGGUCGAAAACAUUUUACCGGAUACCCAACGGACCCGAAACACGUUUUUCGGUUUUCGCCGGCAAUUCACGGACCUCCGUACGAUAAUGUCCACAGUGCCCGCAACGCUGUAGCGUACGCGUUCAAACGGUCGCGGUAUUCCGGCCUUCCGACACCGCGACCGCGGCAAUCGCGACGUUCCCUCCCGGCGCUUGACGUUCGCACUGCUCCGCCGAAACAAACGUUUCCGCACUACCCGCACUUCCCGAUAAGAAAAAAAAAAAAGCCGCCGACGUCGAGAAAACCUCGCGUCCGGCGCUACGAGCUCCACAAAAACCGGCCGAACGGUUUUCGAAUCGCAAUAUCGUAAACGAUUAAUAAACACUCGUGCGCAGACGGACGAAUAAAACCGCGACAGCUGCUAAUCGUUUGAAAAUGUACAAAGUCUCGCGUUUGACACGGGGAUACCGUGUGUGUUUGAUUCACCGCUAACGUUCUCAAUUGAAACGAGUUAAAAAAAUAUAAGUUUUUUAGUAGUUAAUAUGUUUUACGGUUUUUUUUUUACUGUUGGUAAUGCAUUCGCAAGAAACGUACAGGUAUUAUAGACGCCUAUAGAUGGCCAUUCAACGGUAACGCAAUUUAGCGGUUUCAAAAAAAAAAAAAAAAACAUACGAUAAACCUUCGAACGAAAACCAUAUUGUAGAAAAAUAAUUUGGCACGACGGUCGUACGCGUAUAGCGCGUUUCUGGAUUGUCGUCAAGGGUAUUUAAAUAUAAAUUAGGGGAAAAAAGUAGAAUGCCUUCCCGACGUUAGCAAUAGUAUAAAUUUCCAUCAAUCAAUUUACUGUAUUCAUUGAGCUUAAACAUAUAUUGCUACUUUAUUUUAUUUUUGUUUUUGUUUUUGUUUUUGUUUUUUUUCGGGCAGAAAAUCAUCAUGCGGGACAAGACGUCUUGAUCCACGCUGGUCCAGAAUAACGACAGCACACACACAUACACACUUCGGAAUAUCGGAGUCACACUUUAUUCUAAGUCUGUGAUAUUAUUAAUUAUUUUGAAAAAAUGAACCACUUAGUCAUAUUUGAUUUCCUCGAUCACAGAAUAGAGAUCGAAUCGCCUAUCUGUAAUCAAAUGAAAAGAUCGUUAUAAGUAGUAUUAUAAGUUGUUGACGUAAAUUCGUUAUUCCAAUUAGUUAGUGUAUUUAUAUAUUUUGUAAAAAUAAUAAUAAUAAUAAUUAUAACCAUGAAUUCCUACAAGUAUUUUUGAAAUCAUAAACAGUUUUUAAUUGUAUUUUUACAACUAAAAGUCCCUUAUAUUCUGUCCAAAAUGGGUUCCAAAGAGGAAAAUGGUGGCAGCAAAGGCGCCAAAAUGAGCGAUCUCAAAAAGGAAAUCGACUUGGACGAUCACCGAAUACCUUUGCCAGAUGUAUACGCUCGUUACGAGACGGACCCCGAGAGAGGUUUGUCCACCUCUCAAGCGAAAAGAUUGUUGCUUAGGGACGGCCCUAACGCUCUAACACCACCUAAAAGGACUCCCGCGUGGAUUAUCCUGUUGAAGCACCUGUUCGAAGGAUUUUCCAUCCUGUUAUGGGCAGGCGCGUCCCUGUGUUUCCUAGCGUAUGGUAUUCAAUAUUCCACAUCCGAAGAACCGCAAGAAGACAAUCUAUGGUUGGGAACGGUCUUGGUACUCGUGUGUGUAAUAACGGGUGUUUUUGCUUACAGUCAAGAAGCGAAAAGCUCCAGAAUAAUGGAUUCGUUCAAGAAUAUGGUACCACAAUAUGCUAACGUUGUGAGAGACGGUGAACGGAAAAAUAUACUGAGCUCGGAACUGGUAAGAGGUGAUAUUGUGGAGGUAAAGUUUGGCGAUCGUGUUCCUGCCGACGUUCGUAUUAUCGAGAGCCAUAACUUCAAGGUAGACAAUUCGUCUUUGACUGGAGAAACUGAACCACAGCCUAGGGAUUCGGCCGUGUCUAAAGUCACUGUAUUGGAAGCGACCAAUUUGGCCUUUUUUUCCACCAAUGCGGUCGAAGGAACUGCAAAAGCCGUCGUGAUACUUUGCGGUGAUAACACGGUAAUGGGACGUAUUGCUGGAUUGACUACAAGGCUGGAACAAAGAGAUACGCCGAUUGCAAACGAAAUCCAUCAUUUUAUGCAUUUGAUUUCCGCUUGGGCUAUUUUCUUAGGAGUCUCGUUUUUCAUAAUGGCGUUCUUACUUGGAUACCAUUGGUUGGAUGCUUUUAUAUUUUUGAUUGGAAUUAUUGUUGCCAACGUACCAGAAGGUCUUCUCGCUACUGUCACUGUGUGUUUGUCGUUAACAGCGAAACGAAUGGCUUCGAAAAAUUGUGUUGUAAAACAUCUCGAAGCGGUCGAAACUCUUGGAUCUACAUCUACCAUCUGUUCUGAUAAAACCGGAACUCUGACGCAAAAUCGUAUGACGGUCACUCAUUUAAGUUAUAAUAAGGAAAUUAUCGAAGUGGACUAUUUCAAAGACCCUACCGGUGUAACCGAAGAAGCUAGAAAUACCAAAGCUUAUCAAUCUCUUGUUAGGGCUGGAUGUCUUUGCAGUAGAGCCGAAUUUAUAUGCGGACAAGACAAUACACCGGUAUUAAAAAGAGAAGUUAUGGGUGAUGCGUCUGAAGCGGCUAUAAUCAAGUUUUCUGAACUUGCUGUCGGAGAUGUUAUGGCCUUCCGUGAUCAACAUAAAAAAGUAGCCGAGAUUCCAUUCAAUUCUUCCGAUAAAUUCCAAGUUUCCAUUCACGCGUUACCGUCUAAAGGACAAUUGUUAGUUAUGAAAGGGGCACCCGAAAGGAUUUUGGCUCGCUGUACUAGGAUGCGUUAUGGUGACGGUGUUGUUGAGUUGGACGAAAAUAUCAGACAAGAAAUGGACGAAAUUAUUGAGCAACUCGGAAGUUACGGUGAACGAGUGCUAGGAUUUUGUGAUCUCUUUUUGAGUACGGAAGAAUUCCCGAUUGGCUUUAACUUUACUACGGAUCCGCCUAAUUUCCCAUUGACCGAUUUAAGAUUUUUAGGGCUAAUGUCCAUGAUCGAUCCACCAAGACCGGGUGUACCAGAUGCCGUCGCUAAAUGCCGUUCAGCUGGUAUUCGUGUUAUUAUGGUAACUGGCGAUCAUCCGGUAACCGCUAAAGCUAUUGCGAAAGCUGUGGGUAUAAUAACCGAAGGUUCUGAAACUCUCGAAGAUAUCGCUAAAAGACGUCGGGUACCGGUAUCAUCUUUAGAUCCGCGGGAGUCUACGACGAUUGUAAUUCAAGGAUCGGUAUUGCGAGACAUGACAACCGAAGAAUUAGAACACGUUUUGAGAACAAAUAGAGAAAUCGUAUUCGCGCGAACAUCACCUACACAAAAGUUAAACAUCGUUGAAGGCUGUCAAAAUUUGGGUGCCAUAGUGGCUGUAACUGGUGACGGUGUGAACGAUUCACCGGCUUUGAAAAAAGCGGAUAUCGGUAUUGCCAUGGGUAUCACAGGUUCGGAUGUAUCUAAGCAGACGGCCGACAUGAUAUUGUUGGACGACAAUUUCGCAUCUAUCGUGACCGGUGUAGAAGAAGGGCGUCUUAUAUUUGACAAUUUGAAGAAAUCUAUUGCCUACACUUUGGCGUCCAACGUGCCCGAAAUAACUCCGUUUUUGCUGUUUAUCGUUAGUGGAAUUCCGUUACCUCUCGGUGUUGUCGCCGUUCUGUGUAUUGAUCUGGGAACUGAUAUGUGGCCCGCUAUAUCUUUGGCGUACGAGAGGGCGGAAUCUGAUAUCAUGUUGAGACACCCUAGGAAUCCGGUCAACGACAAAUUGGUGAACGGUAAACUCAUAUUCGUCGCUUAUGGACAAAUCGGUGUAAUAGAAGCGGUCGCCGGAUUUUUCUCGUACUUCGUCAUCAUGGCUCAGUGCGGAUGGUUACCGCAGAGAUUACUCGGAAUACGUAACGAAUGGGAUUCGAAGUCCGUGAACGAUUUAGAGGACUCGUACGGUCAAGAAUGGACGUUUACGCAUAGAAAAGAGCUUGAAUAUACUUGCCACACUGCCUUCUUUAUAGCUAUUGUUGUAGUUCAAUGGGCGGAUCUGAUUAUUUGCAAAACUCGAUACAAUUCCAUUUUGCACCAAGGCAUGGACAAUUGGGUUUUGAAUUUCGGAAUGGUUUUCGAAACUUUAGCUGCCUGUUUCGUGUCCUAUUGCCCGGGUAUGACCGAGGUGCUCAAGACCUACCCUGUAAAAGCCGAAUGGUGGCUGCCCGCUUUACCUUUCGCCGUAGUCAUAUUUAUUUAUGACGAAUGUCGGCGUUUUUGGCUCAGGACUCAUCCGGGUGGAUGGAUCGAACGACACACUUACUACUAAAAUAUUUAAAAAAAAAAAUAUUUACAAUAAAAUUAAUUUAAUAACCACUCAUUGCGUCAAUGUCCCUGUAUAAAAGAAAUCAAUUAAAUAAUAAUAAUAAAGAAAUUUCGUGUAAUGAAUACGCGUGAACCUCAUUAUUAAAAAUUUUAAAAAUGUAUAGCUGUUAUUGUUAUUGAUAGUUUUAUUAGUUAUUAAUAUAAUAUAUGCGAAUUUUUUGAAAACUUUAGAUUAAUGAUUCGGUUGUCGGGAAAAGUAUAAAUGCUAAAAACAAUAACGAAAAGAUAAAGAAAAAAUGUCACCCCGAAACAUUAUACUUCAAUUGAAACCAAUUUGUAAGAAUAUAAUUACGAUAAAAGAAAAAAAAAAAAAAUAAAAAAAAAAAAAAAAAAAAAAAAAACUAAUGAUAAUAAAAAUUGUUGAACAAUGCGUAGUGUUGGAUUAGCUGUUCUCGAAACGUUUUGUUAUACAUUAUAUUAUAUUAUAUUAUAUAUAUAUAUAUAUUAUAAUAAUAUAUAGUACAAGGCUGAUCAAAAGUCUAACCGAAAAUCACCUUAAUUAUAAACUUUUGAUCUUCCUCGUCUCUACGUAUAUUGUAAUCCGGGCUGGUUUACGUGCAAUUAUGCUUAGAGGCUGAGCCAUUAUUAUUAUUAUUAUUAUUAUUAUUAUUAUUAUUAUAUUAUUAUUAUUAUAUUAUGUGUAUACAUUUAAAAAAAAAAAAAGAAAUUGCCUGUGUAGAAUAUGCAAUGUAUAGUAUAUUUUGUUUGGAGUAAAGAAUUUGACGAUAAAAAUAUAAUUGAUUAAAAAAAAAAAAAAAAAAAAAAAA
Molecule: messenger RNA, 7311 nt
Organism: Cinara cedri
Lineage: Eukaryota; Metazoa; Arthropoda; Insecta; Hemiptera; Aphididae
Source: the annotation of a GenBank genome assembly